AUGGCAUCGUCAGCAGGGAGCACGGACGUCUUUUCUAAUUACGAACAUGAUCUUGACAAUUUGUUGAGAUCGGUCAAGACAAAGAUGGAGCAACUGGCUAUUCAAGCAGGAGAGGAACGAAAAAGCACCGUGCGAUCGGUUGAACGUGAGAUGGAUGAAAUGGAUGAAAUUCUAAGCCAGAUGCAAAUGGAGCUCCUGAAUAUCCCUUCUCCAUCCCGAAUACGAUUGCAGGCCAGAUUGCGGCUUUUCAAGACAGAAGGCGAGAAAUUAAGGCGGGACUUGCGACGAAUGACCACCGUGAUACCCAGCUACCAAUCUAUUAAUAGCGAUCGACAUGAAUUGUUGGGUGAAAUGAACUAUGAAAAUGAUUUGGAUGCCUCUAGUGCCGAUCAACGUCAACGGUUACUCAAUGGAACGCAACAAUUGGGUAAUUCAAGCCAACGCCUGCAAGAGAGCCAUCGCAUCGCGUUGGAAACCGAAGGCAUCGGGAUCAACAUCCUUCACACCUUGAGAGGACAACGAGAAACUAUGCUGCGAACUCGAGAUACCCUGGCUGAAGCCGAUUCCCACAUUGACAAGUCUUCGCGCACAUUGAAAAGCAUGGCCCGUCGGUAA
Messenger RNA from Radiomyces spectabilis, 615 nucleotides. RefSeq names its product t-SNARE. Lineage: Eukaryota; Fungi; Mucoromycota; Mucoromycetes; Mucorales; Radiomycetaceae. Gene Ontology annotation, cellular component: late endosome membrane; SNARE complex; endoplasmic reticulum membrane. Gene Ontology annotation, biological process: macroautophagy; vesicle fusion with Golgi apparatus; Golgi to vacuole transport. Gene Ontology annotation, molecular function: SNAP receptor activity; SNARE binding. The record is from RefSeq and is a predicted model, not a curated record. Bases 1 to 615 code for a protein of 204 amino acids. The transcript has 5 exons.